Messenger RNA from Microplitis demolitor, 4632 nucleotides. RefSeq lists its product as uncharacterized. The record is from RefSeq and is a predicted model, not a curated record. The transcript has 4 exons. NCBI's taxonomy places the organism in Eukaryota, Metazoa, Arthropoda, Insecta, Hymenoptera, Braconidae. The coding region runs from base 3682 to 4608 and encodes 308 amino acids.
UCAUAGUUUUUACUUCUUUAGAUUUUUUUAAUUUAUUUAAUAAUUUAUGUAAAAUUUUAUAUUUACUCUUAUAAUUUUUAUUUAUUUUAAUUUUAUUAAUUUAUUUCAUGAUUUGUAUAAAAUUUCAUAUUUAUGCUUACAAUUUUUUAUCUAUUUCAAUUUUAUUAAUUAACUUAUUUUUUUGAACAUUCUGGACCGCGUGUAAUUAAAUUCAUUUCUUUAGGUACCUAUUUUACGUUUACGUGGACACCGAAAUUUUAUCUACAAAAAUGCACUUAAAAUAUAAGGGCUUAUAAGAUUAUAUACUUUGUUUAUUUUAUUUAUUUAACAAUGAGUCAUUGUUAAACUUUCACAUUUUCUUUUUAAAUAUUUUAAGUACAGUUUUGUUGAUAAAAUAUUUUUGUUAAUUUUUACGGAAAGUGUUUCCAGAUGUUCUUUGGGCCUUCAUUCUAUUGUGACCCGAAGGGUCAUUAAAAAUGCAUUUGGUUGUUUGCUAUAGGAUUUCUACGUGCAUCAGAGCAAACAAAUUUACUAAUUCUAAACAUUUUUUAGAACUGCAUUAUUUCUUAUCACUUGUCACGAUCGAAGUGAGUGAAGGCGACGGGCGAAAGGGUAAUUUUAAAUCUAUUAUUUAAUAUCAGAAUGCUGAUUUUCCCCUUUCUAUAACUCAGCCAAGGAGUUCGAUUGAACCUCACGUGGUUAGUGUGAGAAUAUAGGGAUUUGAGCACCGAUUAUUAAUCAAUAGAUUAAUGCAUGGAAUUAUUUUUAUUCUGUCAUCCAACCAAGGAAUUACAAUCACGUGGCUGAUAUAAGAAUGUUAUAAUUUCGUGUUGCUUUACAACUUAUUUGUCUAUUUGUACCGAGCGGAUGUACUAUAGACAGUCCCGUUCAAUGACCUGCGUGGCGUUAGGGUAGGUCAGGGAUUUUCUAAGCGAGAGGGAUAGUGGGUCGAUGAAUAUGGGCCCUCGAGAAGACCGUGUUCUUUCUCUGUCUUACUUUAAAGUUACUAUGACUUAAAUUACCAGCACUCGAAUGCCAGAGAAAAGGACAGUAAAUGAAAAGACAAAUGUAUACAAAAACAUGUGUAGUAUAUUGACAGAUUUUAAUUUUACAAAGUAUUAUAAUAAUGAACUUACCCCAAUGGGUUGAUAUACCUGCACACACACUCACUUCAGAUUCACCAAUUUGAAUCUUGUGUAUACAAGAAUUUACAAUGUUUUUACGGUUUUAUCGAGAUUUACAGAUUAAAUCUUUUCACGGGAAUGCUAUGCACGAUGAACCGAUAGGCCGGCUUUGCUUUCUAGUGAAUUUACGAUGAUAUAUAUAUGUUCUUUAAAUGAUUUUUAUAAAAAGUAUUAACUAUUCCCGAACAAGGACUCCGAUUGCCUAAGCGGUGGACGUCACGUGAAAGAGUUUAGUUAAUUUUAUCGCGAACUCAAAUGAUUUUACUCUAGGUAUCCAACCUAGGAGUCCAGAUGCCUAGGCGUAGGACCUCACGAGAAAAGGUUUUAAGAAUAAAAUUCAAGUCGCGUAAUUUAUAUUUUAAAUAAAAGAAUCGAGUUACGAUUAUCGAUCUAGGACCCCCGAUUGCCUAAGCGUGGAGCGUCACGAGAACGAAUUUUGAAAUCGACUCAGUGAGUCUUACUCGUGGAUGAAUCCGAUUAUCGAUCUAGGACCCCCGAUUGCCUAGGCGUGGAGCGUCACGAGAACGAAUUUUGGAUUCUUACUCGCGGAUAGAUCCGACAAGGAUUUUAGUUGCGGCGGUAAUGACUUUUCGAUGUUUAAUAAAAGAAUCGAAUUUCGAUUAUCGAACUAGGACCUCCGAUUGCCUAGGCGUGGAGCGUCACGAGAACGAAUUUUGAAAUCGACUCAGUGAGUCUUACUCGCGGAUAGAUCCGACAAGGGUUUUAGUUGCGGCGGUAAUGACUGACUUUGAUUAUUUUUCCGGGGUUUUUAUAUGAAAAAGUUUGAAAGAAAAGUGGGGCCGAAGAUGCCUCUUGCAUAGGUUAAAGACGAAGAAGGCAAUAAUAUAGAAGGGUUUGAUUUCUUUUGGACAGCUGAGAAUGACAUUUUAUUACGGAAGUUCUUGGAAUUUUGUAGUAAACAGGAUGUAAAUAGAAAAAUAAGUCCGUGGUGUACUGCUUAAAAAUAAAGUAAUGAAUAUAUGAUGACAUUUGUGAUCGAUAUAUUACAUACUCUAGGAAAAUAUAAUUUUAAAAAUAAUACAAAAUUGAGAUGAAAAAUCUUUAGUGAUAGGUGAAGGAACGGAGAGGUUCUGUGGGGGACCAUAUAAAUUUUUAGAGACUGCGUGUCUAUGAUGACAUUUAUUAUCAAUAUUUUUUUUAGGUGAUUCCGAGAAAUGGAAUUAAAAUUUAAAAUAGAAGAGCUUCCUAUGGUGGAAAAGGGAAAAGUAAGGAUCCGCGGGAGACCGUGAGAUUCUGUAAAAACGAUGUUUCUCCAAAAUAUAUAGUGACAUUUAUUAUCGAUAUUUUGGACACUUCUGAGAAAUGCAAUUAAAAAUUAAAAAUAAAAUAAAAUUAGAGAUAGAUUUCUAUAUUGGAAAAGAAAUAGUAAGGAUCCGCGGGAGACGUGAGGCCCAUUGGUAACAGAUGGUUAAAAUAGAAAGGUCGUAAAAAUUUGAGUUGAACUAGAACAGAGAAAUGUUUUGACAAAUUUAUUGAGCCCUUUUCGGUGACUUUUAUGAUGACAAGGGACUCGGAGCCGCGGAAGAUUCAGAGAAAUCUUUUCGUGGGACAUCUGGAAGACAUUGAGUCGGUGGAUUCUUUAUAAGGGAUCGGCCGUAGUGGUGCAGCUGUGCAUAGAGAAAGAAAGACGUACUAUUUCCUAGUUGCUUGUUCUUAUCUACGUCUCUCUUUCUUGUAACUUGACCGCUCAUACUCGCAUAUCUUUCUGUGGGAAUUCAGAGCAAGCCCAAAAUACGUCAUAGAUAUCUAUAUAUGGUCAACGUACGCAUACAUAACACACACAUACAUAUGUACAAAACUCAUGCACAUAUACGUAUGUACGGAUACCCCUGUAUUAUUGUAUCUUUGGUGAGUGUGCUCCGAAUUCUCCAGGUUAAUUCUCAUAAUAUACAUAUAUAUAAAAAAAAAUUAACGAAAAAAUUUUACUGAUCUUAAGGUUCAGUUGAGUGGUGACUCAGGUGUACCGAUUGUUACAUCUCUACCCCCAGAGUCGUCAUCGCCCUCGAUGACAUUAAUUUAUGCAAGGAAAUUUCUUUGCUUAAAUGUAAAUUAAUGAGGAUAGGUCAACCUGAAUCAUCAAUCAACUAAUUAAAAUAUUUGUUACAAUUAUGCUUGAUGAUUAGAGGAAUCCCUGGACUUCGAGUGGUAGUUGUUUGAUGGCUUGGCACAUGUGUUGGCUUCUUCUCUCUCUCCUUUAAGGGACAGUGCAUCUAAGGGUGAUGGUGACAUAUUUCAGUUAAUUCUAAAUUUCUUAGCGUUGUCCUUGUAGGCGUUGUCUUAGGCGUUUUAUUUUCUUAAAUUUUUUUUUUUUUUGGGGUAGUGGGAAGAAUUUUGAAACUUGAUUGGUUCUUCUCGAAUCCUACCCUUGUGGAUCUUUGUAUCCUUCGUGGAUUUAAAUACCCGUGAUUUUCUCGUGAUCAUCAUUCUCUGGUUUUCUUCUUGUCGCGACAAGUGAAAGUAAAAGUGAAGAAAGAAAAUGGCUUUCGUUGUCAAAGAUGGAGAAGUCAAACUUAUCGAGGAGGUCAUUGUCCAGGAGGACGCUUCAUCUGGGGAACAGGCUGUUUCAUUGGAGGAAACUCUUGCGGAUCCGUUAUCCGUCGAGGUGGAUCCGUUAGGGGUCCCAUCAGUCAUAUUUAAAGAAGAUCGAUGGUUAUGCUGUCCUGAACCCACUGGGAUGAAUCCAGAGGUUCAAUCCAUAGUGGAGGAGUUGCUGGUUCAAAAUCAGCGGUUGAUACAAUUACAGCAACAACAACAACAGCAGCCGAUCGACUAUUCGGCGUCAGGGGACCAGGCGGUUGAAGAGCCGGUCCCUUCGACGUCAUCGGGGGACGUCGAAUUGCGACGAUUGUUGACCCAGCCGGCUCGUCCCAAGUCGACGUACAGUCGUUGGGUGCGCUGCCCAGCUCCUGAAGGGAUACAGGCAACUCCUCGGAUUCCUCAGAAACGUUCCAUAAAAAGAAAGCGGUCCGAGCUGGUAGUCGGUGGAAGCCAAGGGGCCCCUGAACCGAGGAUUCGUCCUCCAGUCUUCAAGUUUUUGGAGCAUUCCAGGGUCCGGGUCAUGUGUGGGGAUACCAUGGCCGUGAGUGUGCCCUUCCGGGUGACGUUUGUGGACGGACACACCUUUCCGAUCCCAUUCACGGAUCCACUGGUGGGUUUGUUGGCGCCGAUGACGUCUCUAGAGGCGAGCUGGCUGGUGGCAACCAUGCCUUGGCCCUUAAUGGACCAUUUCGUCUUCGAGUCCCUUUUGGCACUGAUCGUUGCGAUGUGUCCUAUGCACCUGUGGGAUCUGGCGGAAGGAUCACCUCCUCGCAUAAGGAUAAUAAUCGAGGAGCUGUGGGACAAAUGUUCUUCACGGGUGGCUCGCUGUGUGUACUGCGGCAAUGGUUGUCGAGCGCAGCAAUAAUUAAUAUAUAUAUAUAUAUAUAUA